AUGAGGUUCUCCUUCAAUCUGCCCCUGUUGCUUUCGGCUGCGUUCGUGGUAGUGCCUUCCAUGGCUCUGCCGAACAUCGGGGCUCUGCUGGCUCCUGGUCCCAACGGUGGUCCCUCCUUCUUGGAGAAGCGUCUGCUGGCCGCCAACCCGGCCGAUAUCACUAACCUCAUCACCGACAUCAAGAACAAGGUCGCUGAGCUCUCGGCCAACGUACCUAUCGUCGAGGAUUUGCUCGCCACCAAGAUCAGCGACAUCACGCCUGAGCACAUUUAUGAAUCGUUCGGCAUUCGCCGCGAUGGCGGCAUCCUGCCUCCUGCUGAAAAUGAGGCCCAUCCUUACCAGCCUCCCCCCAAGGGUGCAAAGCGUGGACCUUGCCCUGGUCUCAAUACGAUCGCCAACCACGGCUACCUGCCCCGCAACGGUAUAAUCAACCCCAUUGAGCUGAUCGUGGGCACCUUCAACGGUCUCAACCUCAGUCCCGAUCUUGCAGGGAUCCUGGCCGCUAUCUCAUUCAUCGGCAUGGGUGAUCUUCUGCAGAUGAAGCUCUCUAUCGGUGACCGAUACGGACUCGGCGACGGUCUGAACCACCACGGUAUCCUAGAAGGCGAUGGUUCGGUUACGCGCAAAGACCACUAUUGGGGUAACAGCUGGGACGCUGACCCUACUCUGGUGGAGAAGUUCAUCAACGAAACCAACACGUACGGUAACGGCAACAUUGACAUUUGGUCGCUCUCCAACUCGCGUUUCCGUGCCUGGCAGGAUGGCCGCGAGAACAACCCCCAGUUCGACUUCAACCCUUGGCGCAUGCUUGUCGCUUACGGUGAGAGUGGUUUCGUUCACGAGGUGCUCCGUGGUUCGUUCAUCAAGUUUGACGAGCAGAUGAUCAGGGACUGGUUUAUCAACGAGCGAUUCCCCAAGGGAUGGAGCAAGCGUAUUGUGCCCAUGUCGACUCCCGAGAUCCUUGCCUGGGCCGGUAUCGUCUUGAUCCCAAAGCCUACCAUCCCCGGUUGGAGUGUCGGCAAGGGCGCCUUUAUCCCCCUGCCCACCACCGAUGGCGCUUACAAGCAGCUCUCCUCGUUGCUCGAUGCCAAAACCACUGGUGCGACGCUCGAAGAACUCUUCUGCGAUGCUGGAAACGCCGUGCUCGGCUUCUUACCCUCGCAAAUUUCCAACCUGCUGGGGGACAUAGGCAUCAAGGGUGUUGGUGCUUUCAACCGAUGCAUCUCUCAAUAA
This is a messenger RNA of Sporisorium graminicola, 1233 nucleotides long. RefSeq lists its product as uncharacterized. Bases 1 to 1233 code for a protein of 410 amino acids. NCBI's taxonomy places the organism in Eukaryota, Fungi, Basidiomycota, Ustilaginomycetes, Ustilaginales, Ustilaginaceae. The record is from RefSeq and is a predicted model, not a curated record. Gene Ontology annotation, molecular function: peroxidase activity. The transcript has 2 exons.